AUGCAUAUGUGCGUUCUGCUCCGUUAUCCGUGCAGACUUCUGCUGCGUCAAGUUUUAGACGAUAUGUGGGGUAUUAGCACAAAGAGUGCCUUAAAAAGUUUAACUAAAAAGGAUGUUGAAAAAUGUGCUCAAAGUAGAUCUGUCAUAAUUGUUGGCGGAUGGAAUUCAGAAGAGGUUCAGUGCAGACCAUUAGUCAAAGAUAAAAAGCCAUUGAAACGGUACCAAACAAACUUUAUUGGAGGCGAAUUCAGAAAAUUUAUUGUUGCGAAAUUUGUCGCGCUUCGAGUAAAUCACAUAUUUAAAGCUGGGUAUUUCACCAAAUCUACGUAUGUUAGAAUCUCAGUUGAACCAGCUUUUGUCCCUCCUCAUCGCUACGAGGCUGCGUUCAUUAUCUGUGUGACACCUUCAUUUCUGUUAAUAGUACAGACAGUUGCCUUAUCGUUGUCAAUUUAUUCGCACUUCUUGGUGAAUUAUAAACUUUUUUCGAAGGCAUAUUGGAGAUUCACUGAAGCGAGCUAA
Messenger RNA from Enterobius vermicularis (human pinworm), 519 nucleotides. The record is from the annotation of a GenBank genome assembly. NCBI's taxonomy places the organism in Eukaryota, Metazoa, Nematoda, Chromadorea, Rhabditida, Oxyuridae.